GCUAAAGCAACUAUUUUAGGAAAAAGAAAGAAUAUAGAGUGCAAAAACGAGAGUACAAAUGUGCAAUCUCAUGUGUCGGCAACCCUAGCAACCACACGUUUAUAUUCUAUUUAUAUCUUCUCUGCCUCCUUCACGUAGAACUUACCACUUCGCCUCAAUGGCUUUCUUCCGUUUUCUUUCCAAAUUAGGAUUUAAGGAUGAGAGUUGUCUAAGCUUCUGGUUUGAGUUUAAGGAUGUUGUAAAACUUGAUGUUGCUGAUUGCUUGUGUUUGUUGAAUUAGAUCGAUUUUCGACCGUGGUUUCUUUGUAUAAGAAUUUGGGUUUCUAUAAUUUAUUAGAUAUGUCACAGAUGCCCUUUGCAGAGGGUAUAGUUUUAUACGCGAUGUUAUAAAUGCUUUUUGCAAAUGGAAUAAUUUUAUAUGCGGUGUUAUAGAUGCCCUUUGCAAAGGGAAUAAUUUCGUAUGCUGUGUCAUAGAUGCCUUUUGCAAAGAGGAUGUUUUUGUGAGAGCUUUGAUGAAUUCGCUUCUGAAGCCGUCAUUCCUCCGGACAAUAUCCUAGCAAUAUUCAGGAAUCUCGGAUUCCAACUAACCUCGUCACCCUCUCCUAACCAUAGAGUCUACAGGCUUGGAGUUCUGCGUUUCUCGUGGAGUCUAUUGCUUCUACAUCUCAAAAAAUGGAAGCGAUAUGAAGUCAAAUUGCAGAGUUGAUUCAAAAGUGAUAAACUCGAAGCUAAAUUUGCAAAAAAUUAUGAAGAUAACACAUGGUGCAAUCCGAUGAUGAGGAAGAGACUGAAUCUGAUGUGAAUUAGAUUGUAGUGGUUGUUUGUAAUCGUUGUUGAUUAUCACAUUUAGACUAUUGAGACUUGAAGUUUGUAAGACACUAAAUCUGAUGAGGAUUAAAUUGUAGUGGUUAUUGUUGUUGAUUAUGAAUUUUUCAUGAAAUUGAAUCUGAUGAGGAUUAACUUGUAGUGGUUGUUGAUUAUCGUUGUUGAUUAUAACGUUUAGACUAUUUAGAUAUGUACAACCUUUUGCUUUAUUAGUGAAAAUUGUUUGUAUUAGAUUCUGUUUUUACCUCUUACAAAAUUAGCAAAGAAAUUGUCCGUUCUUUCUCUAUACACAUUCCUAAAUUUGUUUCACAGGUUUGUUCAACAAAGAUAUUGAAGAACAUUGUGGAUACUUUUCCGUUUUAAUUAGGGAUGGCGUUCGGUUCGGUUCUUCGGUUUCUUGAAAGUCGGUAUGAAGUUUGGUUUUUCUAAUUUUUUUUUGGGUAUGGGCUUGAUUAAUAAGUUACUUUUUUAAUUAAAAAUAGGCUACUUAUGCUUUCUAAUUCAUAAAAAGCAAUUUUAAGUUGUGUUCCAAGAAAAUUGACUUAUGACUAGUACUGAACAAAAGGCUAAAUAGUGGUAACUUUAGCUUUGACAUUCAUGCUAGAGAUUGAACUCUUUAACCUUAGAAAAAAAAAAAGAUGAUCUCUUUAAUCAUUGAGGUAUUGGAAGAAUGUUGUUUAUAAUGUGAUCAGAAAGUUGUGCGGGUCUUUUGAAAUUCAGGAAGUAUAUGCACAAGACUAGUACUUCUUUUUAAACUCACCUAAAUUUGGACUUGUAUGUAUUUCUGGAUAACUCUGUUGGUGUCAAACCGGAUAUUGGAGGAGAGCUGUAAUAAGUAGACUGGCAAAUAAAACCAGUCAAUUUUCAAAGAAUCAUCAUAAUUCUGGGUACUGAAGUGAAACGGAUCCAAAUGGAUAUUAAUGAUUGUUUUUGUUGUAUGUUUUCUUGGGUAAAAUGUAUUGUAGUACUUAACUAAAGCUUUAUAGUGGUCAAUUUAGCUUUGAUAUGUAUGUUUUCACGGAUGAGUGGUCACUUAGGUUUGGGGGAUGCAAAGCCAGAAGAUAUAUCAGAUGAUACUAUACAAUCUGUUGUUGAGGCUUUAAAAGCUUCUUCUUCUCUUAAGAUUUCGGAAGAUGGGAAGAGAGUUGGUAGAGUCAGCGAGCUUGCAAAGCCUGAGGAGGUUAUUGAGCAAAUUGAUGUUAGGACGAUUGCUGCUUCUCCAUUGGAAUACAGUGUCAAGCUUGAAGAUGUUGAGUCCUUCUUUAGUCAGCAUGGCAAGGUUAACAGUGUGAGACUGCCUCGUCAUGUAGCUGACAAAAGGGUGUUUUGUGGCGCUGCUCUGGUUGAGUUCUCCAGUGAAGAAGAUGCUGCUAACAUUGUGAACCAAAACUUGGUUUACGAAGGAGUCGAAUUAGAACUGAAACCAACGUUUGUUCAACAAAGAUAUUGAAGAACAUUGUGGAUACUUUUCCGUUUUAAUUAGGGAUGGCGUUCGGUUCGGUUCUUCGGUUUCUUGAAAGUCGGUAUGAAGUUUGGUUUUUCUAAUUUUUUUUUGGGUAUGGGCUUGAUUAAUAAGUUACUUUUUUAAUUAAAAAUAGGUUACUUAUGCUUUCUAAUUCAUAAAAAGCUAUUUUAAGUUGUGUUCCAAGUACUUAUGCUUUCUAAUUCAUAAAAAGCUAUUCUAAGUUGACGUCAUUUACUUCUCAAUUUUCAUCUCUUGUUAACAUAUUUUCUGCACUGGCUUACAGUUUGGGGUAUGUAAUGAUAACUUUAUUGCACCCCAA
This is a messenger RNA of Lycium barbarum (goji berry), 2609 nucleotides long. Its product is annotated as la protein 1-like. The record is from RefSeq and is a predicted model, not a curated record. Gene Ontology annotation, molecular function: mRNA binding. Gene Ontology annotation, cellular component: nucleus. Lineage: Eukaryota; Viridiplantae; Streptophyta; Magnoliopsida; Solanales; Solanaceae. The transcript is spliced from 4 exons. Bases 1835 to 2275 code for a protein of 146 amino acids.